This is a messenger RNA of Quercus lobata, 678 nucleotides long. RefSeq lists its product as uncharacterized. The transcript is spliced from 2 exons. Lineage: Eukaryota; Viridiplantae; Streptophyta; Magnoliopsida; Fagales; Fagaceae. Bases 1 to 678 code for a protein of 225 amino acids. The record is from RefSeq and is a predicted model, not a curated record.
AUGCUUACGUAUGGAGUAUCAGGUGAUUUGAUAGAUAAAUAUGUGCAGAUUGAAGAAACUAUUGCAUUAGAAAGUUUGAAAAAAUUUGUUACUGCAGUAAUUGAUGUUUUCUCUGAGGAAUACUUGAGAAAGCUAAACAAUGAAGACAUUGCUAGACUGUUAUCUCACGGCGAACACCGAGGUUUUCCAGAUAUGUUAGGUUCAAUUGAUUGCAUGCAUUGGAAGUGGAAAAAUUGUCCAUCUGCAUGGAAAGAACGAUCUCAUGUAUUUAAUGAACUUGCUGAAGGACGUGCUCCUACAGUACAUUACUUAAUCAAUAGUCAUGACUACACAAUGAGAUAUUACCUUGCUGAUGGCAUAUAUCUAAAGUGGGCAACAUUUGUAAAAAUAAUCCCAGCUCCACAAGGACAGAGGUAUAAAUUAUUUGCAGCAGCCCAAGAGGCGUGUAAGAAGGAUGUUGAGCGUGCAUUUGGAGUGCUUCAAGCACGUUUCGCAACUGUCCAUGGACCUGCACAAUUUUUCCAUCUUGAAACAUUCCAAAAGAUCAUAAAAGCGUGCAUAAUUCUCCACAACAUGAUUGUUGAAGAUGAGUGGGAAGAUGAGCGGGAUGAUAAUGAAGUGGUAGACUUGGAUUAUGAACAAAAUGAUGGAGUGGAUAAUCCUCCUCUGCAAGUUUAA